Molecule: messenger RNA, 864 nt
Organism: Strongyloides ratti
Lineage: Eukaryota; Metazoa; Nematoda; Chromadorea; Rhabditida; Strongyloididae
Exons: 2
Coding region: 1-864 (287 amino acids)
Source: RefSeq, a predicted model, not a curated record
AUGAAUCAAAAAAUGUGCCAAGAAAAUCAAAUCCUUUCUAGUCUUUCAUUUUUAAAAGAACUUGAUAUUAAUCAUAAGAUUAGUCAAUUAGAAUAUCCAACAUGGGAUGAUGAUAAUGAAGAGGAAGGAUGUAAAAAUGUGGUUAAAAAUAUCCAUAUAAAUAUUUAUGUACCAUUUUUUAAGAAUAUCUUAUUAAAAUGGGAUGAAAGAUUGGUCACAACAAAUGUAUCAUCUAUAUUUUAUGAGAAAAUUCCUAAAAUAAAUAAACUUUUUGAAUAUACAAGGAGAAUUUCAUUAUCUAUUUUUCCUAAAAAAGAGUCAAAUUUUGAUAAAAAUAUAAAAGAUAACAAGAUACUUUCUGUUAAAAGUAAAAGAAAUGAAUAUAAUAAGAUUGUUAAUAUGUCUCAAAUUCAAUAUGAAAAUAAUGACCUAGUAAAUUUAUCCAAGAAUCUAAUAAGUAAUUGUACUUUUGAUUAUACUCAAUUUUUCUCUCCUCAUUUAUUUAACUUUUCCAGUUAUACAUCAUCUUUCUAUAGUUUUGUUAAAUUUUCUUCCCCAUCAUGUGAGAAAUUUAUUAAAACUUUAGGUAGUAGUAAAAAAAAUAGUUGUGUUGUAGCUAAAUGUGAAGAGAAUGAAAAAACAUGGAAAAAUUGCAAUAUACUAUCAAUUCCACAUAUUUUUGUUAUUAGUAUAGUACCAAAUAACUUUGAAAAAAAUUGUCAAAAACUUUAUGGAUUAGAAUUAACAAAUACUAAUAUUAAUGAAUUAGAAAAAUCUUAUGAAUAUGAAAGUUUACCAAGUAUUAAUUUAAAUUUACCAAUUAGUUUCUUUUAUCCAUUUAGUUGUGAAAAAGAAGAAGAAUAA